AUGGCAACCUCGUCAAGUUUUGUUCCUACGGCACUUCUAGGUUUAUUUUUAGCAGCACUUGGUGUUAUUGUCCCUAGAAGUGAAGCCAGGCCAAGAGCAUUCUUUGUAUUCGGAGACUCUCUUGUUGACAAUGGAAACAACAACUAUUUGCAAACCGUUGCUCGUGCUAAUGCCCCUCCUUAUGGAAUUGACUACCCUACUCACACAGCAACUGGACGCUUCUCUAAUGGAUUCAACAUUCCUGAUUUUAUCAGUCAGGAACUUGGUGCUGAGUCUACCAUGCCAUACUUGAGCCCAGACUUAACAAGAGAGAAUCUCUUAGUUGGUGCCAAUUUUGCUUCAGCUGGAGUUGGAAUCCUUAACGAUACAGGAGAUCAGUUUAUGAACAUAAUUAAAAUGCAUAAACAGUUAGAGCAUUUUAAGGAGUACCAACAACGAAUGAGUGCUCUAAUUGGUGUCUCACGAACCAAAAGGCUGGUGAAUCAAGCGUUAAUUCUCAUCACUGUUGGUGGGAAUGACUUUGUAAACAAUUACUUCCUCCUGGAUUCUACUGCAAGGUCCCGUCAAUAUCCACUCCCAGACUAUGUCAACUUUCUCAUCUCUCGCUACAGAAAGCACUUACAGAAGCUGUAUGAUCUGGGAGCUCGACGAGUUAUUGUGACAGGAACAGGACCACUGGGUUGUGCUCCUGCAGAAUUGGCUAGGCGUGGCAAAAAUGGAGAAUGUUCUCCUGAGUUACAACGUGCUGCAGCAUUGUACAACCCUAAAUUGGAGCAAAUGAUACUUGAACUCAACAACAAAAUUGGCACUGACAUUUUCAUUGCUGCAAAUACAGCACAGAUGCACGAUGACUUCAUCUCAAAUCCCAAAGCUUAUGGAUUUAAUACAUCAAAAGUAGCUUGUUGUGGACAAGGACCCUACAAUGGUAUGGGGCUAUGCUUGCCACUCUCCAACCUAUGCCCCAACCGAGAAUUGCAUGCAUUUUGGGACCCAUUCCAUCCAACUGAAAAGGCAAACAAACUUGUUGUUCAACAAAUUAUGUCAGGUUCUACCAAGUAUAUGAAGCCAAUGAAUCUCAGCACCGUUCUCGCCAUAGAUGCUCGGUCACAUUCAUGA
Sphenostylis stenocarpa is the source of this 1116-nucleotide messenger RNA. The record is from the annotation of a GenBank genome assembly. NCBI's taxonomy places the organism in Eukaryota, Viridiplantae, Streptophyta, Magnoliopsida, Fabales, Fabaceae.